UGUAGCAAUGGAUAAAUUAAAUAGAAAAAAUGAACAAAGAGGCGCCUGUAUGGGUGCUAUGCUAUUAAAAAUUGUUAUAAAAUUAUCAUAAGUUAUAAUUGAGUAUAUUUAAAUAAAAAUAAAUAAAAGUAAUAAAAAGAAAAACGAUUGAUAGUGUCAUUGUGUGCUUGAAUGACAAUUGAAUUCUCUACAACUUUUACAUCGAUAUAUUUUUACUAAAUAAUCAUCGAGACACAUAUUAGAGGUGUUUGUUUAUGUAUACGAAAUAGUAAUAAAAUGAUUAAAAAAAUAAUAAUAAUAUUUUUAACAAUAUUGGGAGGAUUGAAUUUACGACCACCACAAUCAAGAACAGCAUGGAUUGCUUUAGCAACAACAACUACGAGUCAUAAUAGUAACGGCGGCGUCGGAAGUAGUUGCAAUGCAUGUAAAAUGCAUGAAGAAAUUCGUGCUCUCAAUUUGGAAGCAAUUAAAGAGCAAAUUCUCAAUAAACUUGGUCUUAAACAGGCGCCAAAUAUGACAGGACGAGCUUUGCCUAAAAUUCCACCGAUUUCUAAGCUGAUGGACAUGUAUGGAAUGCAGGCAGAUCAACCCCAAAUGCAACAGCAGUCGAUUGAGCCUGGUCUCACUCAUCACGAAGAAGUUGAUGAAUAUUCAGCUAAAACUGAAAGUGUUUUUGCUCUAGCUCAUCCACAUUCUGGUCAAAGACUGAGACAUACCCAUAAUUUAGAUAUUUUGUAUUUUAAAUUUUCUGAUAAAAUAAUGCAACAUCGAGUGACAACAGCCAAGUUGUCUUUGUGGAUUUGGGAAAUUACUGACAAUAAUUCAACAAAUACCAACAGUAAUAAUGAUAAUAGUAAUAUUAAUAGGAGUAAUAAUCAUAAUAAUAGCAAUACAAAGAUACAAAAGAAAUCAAAUGAUACAAAAAGCAUAGAAACUUCAACGACAAGAGAACAUCAUCAUCUUCAUCAUCACCACCAUCACCAUCAUCAUCAUCAUCAUCAUCAUCAUUACCAUAACUAUCACUCCAAUUAUCAUUAUCGUAAAGAAGCUGAGAAGGACAAAGGUUUAAUAACAAUAAUAUUACAUCGAGUUUUACGUGAAACAGAAGAGAAUGGAACACCUUUAUUGGGUCCACCAUUAAUAACAAAACAUCUCAAACCACCUAUACCAUCUUCAUCUACUGGAGAGCGUAAUGGUAUUUGGAUUACUAUAGAACUUGGUAGAAUGGUAUCAGAAUGGUUUAAACAUCCACGUGAUAAUCUUGGAGUAGCAUUAAAAAUCAGUAAUGAUGAAGCGGAAGAAAAUGAUGAUGUUAGUAAAAGUAUGGUGGAUAAUCAUUUAUGGAAAAUUGAAAUAGAUUCAAUGGCUGAACAUGCACCGUAUCUUGAAAUUCAAACACAGGAGCCAGAAUCAAAAAGAAGUGGAAGAGUUAAGAGAAAUGUUGGCCUUAAUUGUGAUGAAGCAAGCCAGGAAACUAGAUGUUGUCGAUAUAAGUUAACUGUUGAUUUUGAAAAAUUUGGAUGGGAUUGGAUAAUAGCUCCUAAAAAAUACGAUGCAAAUUAUUGUUCUGGUGAUUGUCCAAUGGCAUUUCUUCCGGCGUAUCCCAACACCCACAUAGUGAGUUUAGCAGAACCACCAAAUAACACUGGUCCAUGUUGUGCUCCUAGAAAACUUUCGGAAAUUACGAUGCUUUAUUUUGAUAAUGAGUAUCAAAUUGUAUUUUCUCGUUUACCAGGAAUGGUUGUAGAACGUUGUGGUUGUUCAUAAUUUAUUUGGAGCGUAAAAAAAUUUUAAAUGUGAAGUAAAAGCAUAAAAACAAUAAUGGAAUUAGCAUUUAAAAAAUGUGUCAUAAGAAUAUCGAAUUUUGAAGUUUGAGAUUUA
This is a messenger RNA of Chelonus insularis, 1881 nucleotides long. RefSeq names its product myoglianin (gene myo). Gene Ontology annotation, molecular function: cytokine activity; growth factor activity. Lineage: Eukaryota; Metazoa; Arthropoda; Insecta; Hymenoptera; Braconidae. Gene Ontology annotation, cellular component: extracellular region. The transcript has 3 exons. The coding region runs from base 277 to 1767 and encodes 496 amino acids. The record is from RefSeq and is a predicted model, not a curated record.